This is a messenger RNA of Bombus pyrosoma, 2461 nucleotides long. RefSeq names its product Bardet-Biedl syndrome 5 protein homolog (gene BBS5). Gene Ontology annotation, cellular component: ciliary basal body; BBSome. Lineage: Eukaryota; Metazoa; Arthropoda; Insecta; Hymenoptera; Apidae. Gene Ontology annotation, biological process: cilium assembly; intracellular transport. Bases 1302 to 2258 code for a protein of 318 amino acids. Gene Ontology annotation, molecular function: phosphatidylinositol-3-phosphate binding. The record is from RefSeq and is a predicted model, not a curated record. The transcript has 9 exons.
AAGCAGACAUGCAGUGUUAGCUAUAAAUAUGUACUAAGGACACAUAUUGAUAUGUAUCUUUGUAUGUGCUACCACAGUCAGCAUACUCUCCUGAUUUUGCACCAUCGGACUGAUCAUUUCUUCCGUUUUCUUUUUUUUGGAUGGUAUAAAAUUUAAUUCAAAUGAAGCGCAAUAAAAAAUCACUUGCUCCAGUUUUUUGACAACAGUGAGAAGCACUUUUAUGAGCGUGGAAAUUUGAAAUUGUCCGGAAGAUGGUGAAAAGCAGUGGAACAAAAUGACCGAUAUACAGAGUGUUAAUUUUAAAAAUAUUUUUAAAAGUAAGAAAAGAUGACUAAAUAAAAUGUACAUGGUUUUAAGGCAUGCAACUGAUGGUGGUAAAAAAAUCUUUCGGAAGUGGUAGUUGGCGUCAAGAUGAGCCCAACGACUUACACACCAUUAUCUUGAAGUGGCUUUGUAGGCGUAGAAAUCAGUUUCAGUUCGAAGAAUGCAGAAACAGUAAAACGAAAAGGGCAAUAUUACCAUAUUUUAUUAAAUGCUAAAAAUACUGGCCGCCCACAGCAAGACGCAUCUGUACACGAUAAGUGAGUGGUUGCAUUUUUUAUGGCAUUGCCGCGAUUCAUAGUGAAACAUGCAUUCCGUAUUCGUUCUUUCAUAACUUCUGGAAUCGUGAGAACAUCGUUAUAAAUACUAGAUUUUAAAGUUCCUCACAAAGAGUAAUCUACUGAUGAUAAGUCGGGUGACCGUGCUAGCCAGUUAAUGUUUGCACCACGGCUUAUCCAUCAGUUGGAAAACAUGUCAUUUAAUAUACUUUGUACACUUCCAGCAUUAUGGGCAGGACAGCCAUCAUGUUGAUACCACAUUAAUAAUCGUUCUUGAUAUGGAACAUCAUCUAAUAGUUCGUUUAAGUUUACAAUAAGGAAUUCCUUGUACCUUUCAGCUUAAUGUACCAUUAAUAAAAAAUGGACCAAUAAUUUUGUCUUUCAAUAGGCCGCACCACAUAUUAACACUCCAAGGAAGCUGGAGUUCCACAGUUCUAAGCCAAUGAGGAUUCUCAGUAGACCAGUAAUGUAUCUUGUACCUAUUUAACCCUCCGUGAUUAGUAAAAGUUGAAUCGUUAGUAAAUAAUACGUUGUCAGAAAAGUUCAUAUUAUCUUGCAGACGUACCUUGCUACGGGAAGCCAGCAUUUUGAGCAUCUAAUAAAAUAAAGUGAUAUUGCCCUUUUCGUUUUAUUACUUCUGCAUUCUUCAAACUGAAACUGAUUUCUUCGUCUUCAAGGUCACUUCAAGACCAUGAUGUUCAUAUGCAGCUACGAUUGGGCGAAUUUACUGUUGAUAAACUUGAUUUAAUAGAAGAUACAAAAGGAAAUGCAGGAGAUACUGGAAGACUUAUAGUAACUAAUCUCAGAAUUAUAUGGCACUCUUCAUUUCUUCCCAGAAUCAAUCUAAGUAUUGGCUAUAACACCUUUAUAACAAUAAAUACUAAAACUAUACAUAGUUUGCAAGGAAAGCAUGUGCAAGCGUUACAUAUUUUAGCUUCCUUCCGACAUUGCAGAUAUGAAUUUCUAUUUACAAAUCAAGAUUUAAAAAGUACAAGACAUUAUACAUCUGUUAUUGGUGUUUACAGAGCAUAUGUUUCAUCAAAAAUUUAUCGAGAAAUUAAAUUGAGAAGUGGGAUAAUUAAUGAUAAACAAUUAAUAUUACUACCACUGGAAACAGUUCAUUCAACUUUGCAAGAUAUUUGGAAUUUAUCAUUAGAACAGGGAAAUGUUGGAACUUUUAUUGUAACAAAUAUACGUUUAGUUUGGUUUGCUGAUAUGAAUUAUCAAUUCAAUAUAUCAAUUCCUUAUCUUAUAAUAGCAAAUAUUACCGUUAAAAAUUCAAAAUUUGGUCCAACUCUAGUCGUUACUAGUACAGAAUCCAGUGGAGGAUAUAUAUUAGGAUUUCAAUUAAAUCCUAUCCAAAAACUUCAUACUGUUUAUAAAGAAAUUUUAAUGUUAUUAAAAGUGUUUGAAAAAUCUCCUAUUUUUGGUAUUGAUUAUACAUUUGAACAUGAGGCUCCAUUACAACAAUUAAACAUAGAACAACAAUCUGAGAUACAAGACAAUCAAACUGAAAUUUCAAAUGUGUUUGGUUAUUAUUUCUCUGAAGGUUUAAAUCAAAGAAAACCUAGUUUUUCGAUUUAUUUAGGUCUUGCAGCAGAAGAACCUCGAGAAACUAGUACACUACAAAGCCUAUGGGAACUUGUGCGUCAAACUUAAUUGAUAACAUUAAUAAACUUUAAAUAUUAUGUAAACAGCACUUUAUAUAUAUAAAAUUUAGAACAUAACUAAUGCUAAUACAUCACAUAAACUUUGAAUAUAAAAUAAAUAUAAAAGUUAAUUUUUUAUUUAUUUAUAAAUUAAAAUUAUAAUAUUUUAAAUUAAUGUAAAAAAAUUAUUACAAUAAAAUAUAUUAGUCUACA